Molecule: messenger RNA, 1842 nt
Organism: Mucor velutinosus
Lineage: Eukaryota; Fungi; Mucoromycota; Mucoromycetes; Mucorales; Mucoraceae
Exons: 1
Coding region: 1-1842 (613 amino acids)
Molecular function (GO): protein binding
Source: RefSeq, a predicted model, not a curated record
AUGGACCUCCCAGCAGAGAUUGUUGAAAUCAUCGCAUCCCAUUUGCCAUCCAACGACCAGUACCAAGGGCUUUUUGUAUGCAAAGGCUGGUACGCUCCAUUUUGUCGAUCCCUUUAUCGACACAUUGAGUUCAAAAAUCGACCUCAAUUCAAGACAUGGCUCAACACGAGUAGCCAGCAUAAAUGCCUGGUACGGUCCCUCCAAUUUGGCCACUAUGGUGCAAAAUACAAUGACCCACAGGAGCAACAGCAAAACAGUGUGGAUUGUGUCACCGGUGCGACGCCAUUGUAUUCAAUGGAGGUUGGUGUUACGUCCAAAGAGCUUUCAACAGUGCUUGAACAACUGCCGUUGCUGGAAUCUGUGCAGUUUGACUCGAGAUUGUGGCAAUACCUCAACACACAACAACUAGAAAUAGCAGCAAAAAAUAGGCUUUUGACCUUACCAGCCCUGGACCAUCCAAGGCAGCUUAGUUUUAUUCAAUCUAAACGAGGUCUGCUGAUGUCAAGUUUGCAUCUACGUGGAUCAGACAUGUUUCAAUUGCAUAAAAAAGGCUUGUUCCUGGACAUUUUUCAAUCGACCCCAAGCCUAAUGGAACUGGUCGUGGAUACGGAUGGCUUGGCUGAUUCAAAGCACAUCAUGUCGUUCUCAAUGCAGGAUAUGGAAGCAUUGCAUCUAUCAUUACCGCACUUGAAGAGACUGGUGCUGGUGGAUUCGGUGCGCUUGGUGGAGCCCAGCAGCUUGAAUCAUGACGAUAAUAGUGGACAGCAAAGCAUACAAUCGACAAGGCUGGAAAAACUACAUUUGCAUGUUCAGAUUGACAAGUACGGCGUUCAUCAGUGGCUCAACUACUUUGGUUAUAAAUACCCAGUGUUGACGGAUUUAACACUGCAUUUAUCUUCCCCCUAUCAGAUACCUCGGCCACAAUCGCAACAAUUGGCACUAGAACAUUCAGAAAAACCAGCCUUGGCAGCCUUUAUCGGUAAGCUUCCUUUGCUCGAAAAACUGGCGAUCGACCACAGCAUGUCCAAGCUAUACCUCAGUGACACGACCAUCCACAGCUUGUCCGACAAGAACAAGCACUUGGAUCAAUUGCAAGUGGGAUUAUGGGGAGAUGGCGUGGAAUCCACUCACAGUGCUUUACAGUGUGUCACUACCAACUCAAUGACAAUCAACAGCAUUUCCCAUCUGUGCAUCCCUCUGUGGAGUUCCGAGAAGUCGAUUGAUUUUUCUCUCUUGUCUAAAUUACACCAAUUAACUCAUUUAGAACUGAUCGACAGGGCUGGCGGCCCACGACAAAAGCACGCUAUUUCUAGAGCGGGCGCCCUGUUCAAUGAGCAAAAGAACCAUCCUGGAUACCCAAUUGACAUCAUCUUGACAUCGUGCCCCUAUUUAACACAUUUAAAGCUGCACAACGGCCAAAUCCCAUCACGUACACACCAGCAGCAACUGCAGCCUCACAUACGCUUGAAGUCGCUGCGAAUGGAUCGAGUGGAAAUCUACGAGACCAGCGAUGUGUUCCAAUACCUAUCAAACGCAUGUCCAAAUCUAACGCAUGUAUUUCUCAGAAAAUGCAUAUCAGACAGCUUUGACCUUGCCCUGCCCAAUCUGAAUCUCACUCGAGUCGUCUUGUCAGACUUGAGGCAGUAUCCAGAUCAACAACUGGACCACUUGGCUCUGUUUCAGCAACAGCGAUCCACCACAGAUAUCCGUCUAUACAAAUCCCUCCUUCACUCACACACAUUUCGACCCUUUAUUCGUCGUCUCAAGAAAAUGCAACACUCUCAUAUCUAUCUGGAAUGUCAAUCUGUUGAUCAAUUGAUAUUCAAUGGCUGUAGAAUAUAG